This is a messenger RNA of Alosa sapidissima (American shad), 8349 nucleotides long. RefSeq names its product UPF0606 protein KIAA1549. NCBI's taxonomy places the organism in Eukaryota, Metazoa, Chordata, Actinopteri, Clupeiformes, Clupeidae. The record is from RefSeq and is a predicted model, not a curated record.
GCGAGUGAGAGAUGCUCCAAGAAAACGAGGAGGAAAAGGACAGUUAUCUCCUGGACAAUUUACCGUUAUGUUAGAAGAACUUAGAAAAAGUUAAGAAUAGACACUCAGCUGGUGUAAUAAUCUCGUUUAACGGAUAUGGAAGUCCCUGGACAAAUAUAAUCAGAGACAUUUGUAAGCAGUAACUUCGGAUUCUGUACAGUCGGGAUGAAACUAGGGUUAUUCUGAGGUGAAGCUCCCGGUCUCUCUUGGCUGGAGUUGACGCCAGGACCAUUCUCUUCUGGAGUAAGAACUGAUAAGAUGGCAUGAGAGUCGCCCCAUGGAAGGCCUAAUGUUCGGCACGAGCCCGGUGGGGAUGCCCACAUGCAUCUUGCGCCUUUCAGGAUGCUGCACGUUCAUCCUUGGAAUAAUGAUGUUGGUUCCCAUGACGACGGCAGACGCACCUGCUAAAGACUGGCCAGUGAUGGCAUCCAGCUUGCCAAACCAGCUUCCCCUGGCAGUGCAGAACCAUGUCCCAGAACCAUCACCUGCCGCCUUACCAGCAUCAUUCACUGAGGCCUCCACCCAGACAGCCGUCCGUAUACCGGGGCAUUCCUCCUCCAUUGUUGCCCCCCUGCCUCCAGCCAAAGGUCUUGAAACAGAUGGCAGUAAACCAGUUCCCCUUAAAGCCUUCAUGCCCAGGUGGGACUCAGCUCCCCUUCAUGCUCCCCCACCUGCUGCCCCUGAAUCUGGGGAAGAGUCUGUGGAAGGGCCCCUGGAGGCCCCAGCCCGACGGCCCCGAGAACUGCAGCAGCCGUCAGUGCCUCUCUCUCAAAUCGUGCCCUCUUCAACAGCACAAUUGUGGUCCUCUUCUCCAUCAUCCGCUUCCUUUAUUGCUGUUGUAAUACCUGACCACAACAGCACCCAUGUGAGGCCUCCGAUGCCUCCCCCGGUGGAAACCCAGGCAACCAACUCCACCACCUCCUCAAUCCCAUCUGGCACCCAAGGACUAGAGGUCCCGCCUGCUGCCAUAACAACUGCCAAACCUCCUGUGGAACCUUCCGGUAGUGUAGAAGACCCCAGAGAUCACCAGUUGUCACCGAGCUUCAACCUGAAUAUACAGAAUGAUGAUGGCACUCCAGAAGAGAAUCUUAGCCAUGUACUGAUGGGGAACCACAAAGGGAUGACCACUUCGGUAGUGCCCACCAUGGGUCCCAUGGAAGACUUUUACCCAACCAACACCAUGGAGGCGGACUGGGGUUCUGGAGACUACCAGGAGACCAUGUCCUUCUUGGGAUCUGAGGGGGACGACUACUCCCUGGUCUCCAGUUUACCCUCAGACAUGUAUGACUUUGAGGACUCUAACUCAGAGGCCUACGACACCUCUUUCCCAACUCGCGCAGCUCUGGUGCCUUCUGGGACUCUUCUUACAAGGUAUCCCAAGGAAUCCAGCGUACUUCCGGAACUACACGUCACCAGAUCACCUGUUUUAACCAGCCCAGUACAGCCGGUCAUGCACAUGACCCGCACACCCAGUUUUACCAAUCCAGACCAGUAUGAUGCCCAUGUGACCAACUCUCCCAGUUCCAGAGCCACCAGUGUGUUGCCUGGCUCCCCUGGUCCUACCUUACUUUACAGUAGGCCAAAUAUAACCAGCCCUCCUAGUCAAACAACCACAGUUUCCAGCAUAAACAUGACAGCUUUGCCCACGUUCCCUCCUGGCUUUGCAGAGCCUUUCACCAAUUCAUCCAACGUCAACAUCUCAAAUCCUCCUCUAAUCAGGCCAACAGUGUUCAUGCCCCCUCCUGGUUCUUCCACAAAGUCACCAGUCUCCCCCCAAGACAGCGUGUCCAGCCUUGUGCCAGAUUGGUCAGACGGCGUGACCAUUGAGCCCACAGACCUCCUGCUGCCUGACAUGAACAGCCUGGAGUACUUCACCAUCCAGCAGACCAAAGAGCCCAGCAGGCUGCCAGAGCAAAGGCCCAACCACACCAGCCCUUCAUCCGGUAACUCCAUCACUCCCAUGCCCAUCCUGACCACUGGAGUUUUCACAGUGAAUCCAACUCAACUGUUUACUGCCUCAUUUGGUGAGGAGCUGCUCCCUGCCCACAACAGCUCUUGGCCCGAGGAAUCUUCAACGGAUACUUCAGGAUUUGAGCCACCGAGCUUUCCAACAUCGGAACCUGACCAGACGUCACAGCAAAAUACCACAUUUCUGGAUCCCUCCAUGGUGCUUACGCCCUCCAUGGAGCCCUCAGUGCCCAGCACAGAGUGGAGUCAGGGUGGGGGCUCUGAUUGGAUCAGCACUCCAUCAAUCCUGACAGCCCAAGUCAAUACUACAUCCCUGCAUACUCCUGUCCUGCCCUCAACUACACAUGGACAAUGGGACAUUACUCCAACUGUCUUGGAGACCCUGACCAAUGGUACCUCCCUCUUUCCUCCCAGUAUUAGCCCAUAUGUCACUGUUGGUUUAACCCCUGAGUCCUCCCAGUCAGACUCCAGUGCCACCACUUUCCCCUUUGCCCCUACACAUCCUGCCCCAAAUGCCACCACCAUCCCCCUAACCCCAAGACCUUUUACCCCCAAUGGAACAUCACUCACCGACAUGGCUGAUGAAGCCAUCACUAUGGGAACACCAUCCGACACCACAGCAACUGAGGAUACCCUGACAACCAUCAAUACCAACACAGCAUCGCUCAACAGGACUAUUCCCACAGCUGUAACCACUGUUCUAACCACGGUUCCUGACAUCCCUACUAAACCGCCAGCAGCUACCACCUCAAAACCUCCUCAGACCACCACCGUUCGAGAGUACCUGUGUAACAUCACCGACCCCGAGAACUAUCUGGUCAAAGUCGGUUUCUCAGCAGGGUCCACAGUUGGAUAUGCCAAAGCUAAGGUCCGUGAGAUCCUGAAGCCUGAGUUCAACCAAUCACUGGAGCUGCAGGUGUUGAAGGCUCCUCCAGACUUUGUGUUCCGGGUGGUGUCGGGUCCUAUUGUGUAUACGGCCAUCUCCGUUGUCAACGCACUGCGCCAGUCGCCCCGGGCAACCCGCAGCAUCCUCUAUGUGUCCCGUGUUAGCCCCACCCCCGGCCCACAAUACCAUUUACACACAGUGCUGCAGUUUGUUCCGAGUCACAUAGACGUGCGUAUGUGUACGUUCAGUGAAAAAAUAAAGAAGGGCCUGACAGCUGCCUAUGCAGAGGUCCGACGCCGAUCCCAAGAGUCCACCAACUUCACUGUGCAGAUUGUAAACAUCACCGUGAACGGCCUGCCCAAAGCCACGCGACAGCCACGGGCCCCAGUAGAUGUCGUGUUUUCGGUGCGCGAUGGCCGAGGCUACCUGGAGGGGGCAGAUGUGAGCGCACACCUGCGCAUCCUCAACAUGGUGGAGUUCAGCUACUACCUGGGCCUCCCAGUACUCCAGAUAGCCGAGCCUUUCCACUACCCAGAGCUCAACAUGACCCAGUUACUGCGCUCCUCAUGGGUGAGAACAGUCUUGUUGGGUGUGCUGGAACCACGGGUGACUGACCGGACGUUUCAGGCCAAGAUGGAGCGGUGUCUAGCUCAGAUACUGGGAGAGGCCCUGGGCAUCAGGAGAUUCAAGAGAGCCACCAGCAUAGGCAACAACAGUGUACAGAUUGUUCGGAUGACUCGUCUGUCUGGUCCUGACAGUCCUUUGGAGAUGAUCUACUUUGCAGAGGGAGCCAAUGGGGAGAGACUCCCGGCUGUUACUACGGCAACCACGCUCAACCGUCUGGACGUGCAGAGAGCGGCCAUCGUUUUGGGCUACCGUGUGCAGGGCAUCCUGGCACAGCCGGUGGAAAAGGUUGAUGGCUUCCCAGGCCAGCCGGUGGAGCCUCCAACCAGCACGUGGGUGGUGAUCGGGGUGGAUCCUGUGCAGGUCGUGGUCCUGAUCACCUAUCUCUACUGGAAGUUCUGUCGCACCGACAAGCUGGAGUUCCAGUCUGAUACCAUGGUAACGGGACCCCAGAGGCAGAAGCUCCAGGCUCCCAGUGUGAAGGGCUUUGACUUUGCCAAGCUGCACCUGGGCCAGCCCAGUAAGGACGACCUGAGGGUCAUCCAGGAGCCCCCGGCCCUCCCUCCGCCUUCCGCCUCCGCCUCCGUCGUCAAGGAUACCAGCACCUCGGAGAGCGGCGAGCCCGGUGGCUUCUCCUCUGCCAAGAGCGCCUCGCGUGUGGGACGCAAGAAAGGACGGAUCUCCCCGUCGGAUGGGGACUCUGUGGGCAGCGAUAGGUCCAGUGAGAAGGACUCGCCAGCAGGCCGCCUCAGGGGGUCAUCCGCCCCACACGACCCCAGACAGCCGCGCAAGAUGGUCGCCAACGGGCUCAAUGGCCCUCCGCCGAUGAGCGGACCCGAUGACCAGCUCUCCUCGGCGUCCAUCUUUGAGCAUGUGGACCGCAUGUCCCGUGCUGCGGAGGGGACCAAGCGCUUGACCAAUAAGAUCCAGCUGAUCGCCAUGCAACCGAUGCCGGCUCUGCCCACACACAGCCCGACAGUGGUGGACCGCGCCACCGAAAACGCCAAGAUAAACAAGGAGAUCCAGGUAGCGUUAAGGCACAAGUCGGAAAUCGAGCACCACCGCAACAAGAUCCGUUUGCGAGCCAAGAGGAAAGGCCACUACGACUUCCCCGCCAUGGACGACCUGACCGAUGGGGCCGGGGACCCCAAGGAGCAGGACCGCAUCUACCAGAAGGCCCAGCAGCAGAUCGACAAGAUCCUGGACCCGGACACGCACCUGCCCCCGCCCUUCACUGAGCCCAAGAAAAGUGGAAGAGGAAGGCGUUCUCCUAAGUCUAAGAAGAAGACGGGACAUCUGAACGGUGAAGCAGACCGGGACCAGCUCAUCACCGCUGAGACGGACGGAACAUACCGGAAGUACCCUGGAGUCAACAACUUCGCCUAUGUGUCUGACCACGAUCAGGCCCCUGACCCGUCCGACGACGUCUUCCUGUCGCCCAGCUCUCCCCCCCCGCCGGGCCACGCGCCCCCCCCUCCCCCGUACCUGCCGCCGCAGCCCAGCAUCGAGGAGGCGCGGCAGCAGAUGCACUCGCUCCUGGACAACGCCUUCGCCCUGGUCUCGCCCACCGCCGCCGCCACCACAGCUGGCAUCGCCACAGCUGGCAUCACGCUGCCCGGCGUGGGCAACGGCCACGCGCAACCCCCAGCCUCGAGCCCACCCUCCCGCGGCCCCCCCAGGCCCUGGGCCCCCUCCUACCCGACGCCGGGGCCCAUCUCGGGGAGGUAUGGUGGUGAUAUAGGACUUCCCCCUCCCUCUGUGCAGAGUGUUCUUCAAAGACAAGGCUUGGGUUCAGGAUAUUUGCCUUCAACUGGUGAAGGUGUGAGUGGGGAGCAGCCUGCAAUAGACAGCUUCACCAGUAGGGGGGGCUACAGUGAAGAACUGUCCUCAGCACGACCUAGACCUGUGGGAAGCACUGCAGGUGGUCAGCUUCAUCACCUAUCACAGGUGGGUCUGCCCACCCGUUUGAGCGUAAUGCCCCCUAGUGGACGUCUCGGUGCACCGCAGGCUGGCGGCUACAGCUGGAGUGCCUAUGACGAUGAGUUCUCCAAACCUGGCAACCUCCGGGAUGCUGCUCACCGCAUGGGAGUGAGGGAACCCUCCGCCCCACCCGCCCACCUGGACACCCCCGGCCUGGGCUACCCGUCGACCCCCGGCGCCCUUCAGGGGGAAGGCCUCCCAUCCACGCACUCCUCGGCCUCCCUCAUCAAGGCCAUCAGGGAGGAGCUCAUGCGCCUGUCCCAGAAACAGGCCUCCCUGCCCAGCUUCCACAGCUGAGGCUCGCCCCCCCUCUCUGGCCCCUAGCCCCUUCCAGAGACCCCAGAGCUGCCAGCACUGCUUCCCAUGGAAGCUGCCCUCCUUUGGGGGACAGGAUGGACUGAGGGUGGCCCUGGGGGUCUGGUCGUGGAUGAAAGAUGGGGGCAUCUGCACUGAGACUGAGACAAGUGACUGAGACAAGAUCAGAGAAAAGCAGGAAUUGAAGAAAAAUUGUAGCUUUGGAUCUCAAAUAGUAGCACUGUGCAUGUGUGUGCGUGUGUGUGUGUGUGUGUGUGUGUGUGUGUGUGUGUGUGUGUGUGUGUGUGUGUGUGAAGGACCUAUUGAGAAAAAGGGACCACAAAAGGUUUUUCAAAAGAAUGAUUUUUUUUUUUUUGACAAGGGGGACUUCAGCCAAAACCUGGUUACCACAUAUUCUUGUGGAUGUUUUUUAAAUGUAAUCUUUAAACAUUUGACUUUGAUUACUGUGCUUUUUUGCUUGUUUGAUUGUUUGUGUACCCUCUGUUCUGAGCAGCAGCUGAGGCUUCAUGUCCACGAAGAGCACUCUCAUUUGUAUUCUUUUUAUCUUGCGGCCUUCUGCCCUCUUGAGUUGAUGCUGUUACCUGAUUAUCUGCCGUUAAUCUGGCAGCACUGAAGCGUUCCUCGACACCUUAAAUACAUACGGUAUACUAAAAACCAAGGAAGAAUGGCUUUUUACUGUGUGCAUAUUAUAUUUCCAUACACUGUUUCAUCUGUUCUUAAUGAACUAGGUGCCCUGCUCACUGUCAUUUCUGUGGUGCUAACACUUUUGAUCCAUGAACCCUCAAGGGCAGGCUUAAGGCUAUAAGGCUAGACUUUCUCAGGCCAAGGUGAAGUCUAGACCCGAACCUAAACUGUGUUUUCUGGAUUUUGAUUUUUUUUUUUUUUGCCACCCACUCAUGCCACGGCAUUCAGACUGCAGGCUCAGACCAUCCUGGGUUUGACCACCUGGGACAAAGUCCUGCCCUGCCACAGACCACUCUAUGCCUUCUCCGAUCCUAACAGGAGCAGAUCUUAGCCCUAGUCUGUUGUUGAAAAGCGCCAUAUAAAUGCGAUGUGUUGUUGUUGAUCUGUUGGUGUGGAACCUCAGCCUGUGGGUUACUCCAAGUAUGUGGUUCAGCAACAAGCCUGGGUAAGUUAACUCAGUGUACUGUAAGUGGUAAACUUCCUUAAAUAAAGGCCCUGUGGCUUUAUUGUGCUAGGAGAAUCAAAAUCAACCUUUCUAAAGCGCUUCUAUUACCUACACCAAUAUAACCAGAUUAGGGCAGGAUCUGAUGUACAAUUAGCUAAGGUUCUCUUGUAACAGAUGGCUGUAAGAUACUGGCCUGUCUCAGCCUGCUAAUAUGACGUUGUAAGGUCAAUGUAGAUGACCUUUACACAUACCACAGGCCAUCUGAGUAUCAGAUCACAGUGACCCAGCGUUUUACUAAAUUGUUGCUGCAUUUGAUUGUCUGAGGCAGUUUUCUGUUGGCUGAGACAGGUUUUGAUUGGCUGAAGCAUUAUUUCAAUGGACAGCCUCCUCUGAGUGUGGGUGUACCUUUUGCUUAUGUGUUGGACUGUCACAGCUGUUUCGAGGACUGCAAGAACCAAAUGGAAGUUCUGAGGGUUCAGAGAAAUGUAGCAGAAGAAAUACCAAAGGCAUUAGGAAGAUGUUUGAUACUAAAUACAGAUAUCACAGGUUGAGACAAGAGCCAAACUGAACAAUCCAGAUUUAAAACAAAAAAAUAGCAGUUCUGCAGUCAGAGACCACAGUGAGGUAAAUAAUGCAGCCAUUUGAAACUGCGCCGCUGGAAGCACUGUCUGUGUAGACAUGCAGUAAAUGCUACUUUCUUUUUCCUCUGUUUUCUCCCAGUAGAGGAGGAUUUGUUUACUUUACAUGGGGUCUGUGUGUGGACUCUGCAACAGUAGAUCAUUUUUCCACAUUCAGUCACUGUAUCGACGAGCAUUUUGUUUGAAGUGUGGUUUUUGGGUCCGAACAGGACUUCAGGGCACUGUGGAUUUCAAGGAACCCAGAUAGCGUCUGACUGGCCAAGGUCCGUUACAUAGCGGGCUUCCAUUAGGCCUUUAUGACCCGAGCGCCUCCAGCCAGCAAUGAAACCUCCAUCUGUUGUCUUUCUUGGGUGCGUGCAUGUUAGGGCACUGACUCUGCAGCAGCCCAUAGUUUAAUUCCUACCUGGUGUCCGUGUAAUGUGUUCAUUUGUGCUCCAAAGUGAUGUGGUAUUUUUCCCUUUUUAAAAAAAACAUUUUCCCCAAACCAUUUUCAGUGUUGUAGUUGAUGGAGAGAGAGGAAACUGAAGCACUGUUCUCUCCCCGACAUAAGCAUCUCCUUAGUGAUGGAGAUGUUUUUUCUUAUCUACCUUUGCCUGAUGUUUUCAUUCUCCAUUUGAUUGUCCCUGUUUGAGUUUUAUCAUUGGUAUAAUUUCUGUUUUUGUAAGUUUUUUUGUUAAAUUAAUAUGUUCAAUGUUUUUUUUCCCACAUCUAUGUAACCACAAAGUAGGCAUUCUGCUGUUUGUUUAUUUAAAUAAACCAGAUCAAGGUUU